Priapulus caudatus is the source of this 1278-nucleotide messenger RNA. RefSeq names its product SRSF protein kinase 3-like. The record is from RefSeq and is a predicted model, not a curated record. Gene Ontology annotation, molecular function: ATP binding; protein kinase activity. Gene Ontology annotation, biological process: spliceosomal complex assembly; protein phosphorylation; regulation of mRNA processing. NCBI's taxonomy places the organism in Eukaryota, Metazoa, Priapulida, Priapulimorpha, Priapulimorphida, Priapulidae.
AUGUCGGUCGUGUCGGUCAUCGAGGUCGAGCUGCAUAUUUCGUACACUACAUACCACCACUUCACAGAGGACAUACAGACGAGACAGUACCGCGCGCUCGAGGUGCUCAUAGGAGCGGGGUACGGAUCGCCGGCCGACAUAUGGAGCACCGCCUGCAUGGCGUUUGAGCUCGUCACGGGAGACUACCUGUUUGAGCCGCACUCGGGCGAGGACUACUCGCGCGACGAGGACCAUCUCGCUCACAUCAUCGAGUUGCUGGGAGACAUUCCGCGCCACAUCGCUCUCUCCGGCAAAUACUCGCGAGAGUUCUUCAACAAGCAGGGCAAGCUGAGGCACAUCCACAAGCUGAAGCCGUGGGGCCUGUACGACGUGCUCGUCGAGAAGUACGAGUGGGAUGCGGAGGAAGCCCUGCAGUUCUCCAGCUUCCUCAUCCCGAUGAUGGAGCUACCGCCGAGAAAGCGCGCCAGCGCCGCCGAGUGUCUGCAGCAUCCCUGGCUCAGCUCGUAGUCGCCGCGGCAACCGCGCGCCGUAGCAACAGCAUCCCCCGGUCUCUCGCGCUGCGGAGGCGCCCCCUGGGAGGGAUGCGCAGACGGUUUUGGCGUGCGCGCGUGCUAGAAGAGCGAGCGUUAUUUUAGGGGAGCGCCGUGGGGGUGGUUUUGUCGCCCCCUGGAGGUGGUUUUGUCGCGUGCUGCAGGCGCCCCCUGGGGGGAUGCGGGUGUAGUUUUGUCAUGCGGCGUCAGCGCCCCCUGGGGGGAUGCGGGUGUAGUUUUGUCAUGCGGUAGCGUCAGCCCCCUGGGAUGCGGGUGUAGUUUUGUCAUGCGGCGUCAGCGCCCCCUGGGGGGAUGCGGCUGUAGUUUUGUUGCGUGCUGCGGGCGCCCCCUGGGGGGGACGCGGGGAUGGAUUUGUCGCGUACUGAGCAGCAAGACUGCACUAUUGUAUAGUCAGAUACGAUGUUGUAUAUGUCGGUGCGACGAGACGCGAGUGCAGAUGGCGCCACCUCUAUGCACCCAUUGUGUUCGCUGCUCGCUAGCAGUUUGCUCUUGUUCUCGUUGGCGGCGGUGCUGUUAUCGGUAGUCGAUUUUCACAUAGAGGGCACUGCGUAUAUUUGCGUGUCGGGUGUGACGGAGAACGAAGUUUCUUGACAUGGUUAUUAUAAUAUGUUUGCGCCGGCCACAGUGCUAUGCUUUGAUCUUCGCCGCUGCUCUACUGCGGGGGCGCCACUGAGUCGUUGGGGCCUCGUCGGUGGGGCGCCACUGAGUCGUUGGGGGCGCCACUGAG